AUGUCGUUCUCCUCCCUCGUCCAGGACAUUGCCUUCAGAGACUCGCACCCCGACGACCGCAGCUCCGUCGUGUCCCGGGUCUUCUCGCGGUCGCAUGUCAGCACCACAGCGACCAGCGUGAGCAUCUCCGGCGACAUUGGCAGUCAAUUGCAUGCUGGCUACAGCCAUCCGCUGAACCGGACAUGGCAGGCUGAGAGGCAGCUAACCAAGUCUAUGCUCAUCUACCCGCUCUUCAUCACCGACGAUCCAGACGAAGAAACCCCCGUUCCCUCGCUGCCAAACCAAUACCGCCGCGGCGUCAACCGUCUCAUCCCCUUCCUCACGCCCCUCGUCAACAAAGGCCUCAGCUCUGUCAUUCUCUUCGGCGUACCCCUCGCGCCGAACGCCAAAGACGCCCUCGGCACCUCCGCCGACGACCCAUGCGGCCCUGUCAUCCAAGCCAUCCGCCUCCUGCGCAGCCACUUCCCCAGCCUGUACAUCGUCACGGAUGUCUGUCUCUGCGAGUACACCUCACACGGCCACUGCGGCAUCCUGCGCGAAGACGGCACCCUCAACAACGCCCUCUCCAUCGACCGCAUCUCUGAUGUCGCUCUUGCCUACGCCGAAGCCGGCGCCCACUGCGUCGCCCCCUCCGACAUGAACGACGGCCGCGUGCGCGCCAUCAAGCUCAAACUCAUCGAGGCCGGCCUUGCCCACCGUGUCUUGCUCAUGUCGUACAGCGCCAAGUUCAGCGGCUGUCUGUACGGGCCCUUCCGCGACGCGGCCUGCUCCACGCCCUCGUUCGGCGACCGGAGGUGCUACCAGCUCCCGCCCGGCGGACGCGGGCUGGCGCGCCGUGCCAUCCAGCGAGAUAUCGCCGAGGGCGCUGAUAUCAUCAUGGUGAAGCCUGCCAGUAGCUAUCUGGAUAUCAUCAGCGAUGCGAAAGAGCUGGGCAAGGAUAUGCCCGUUGCGGCAUACCAGGUCAGUGGCGAAUUUGCGAUGAUCCAUGCCGGUGCCAAAGCUGGCGUGUUUGAUUUGAAGACCAUGGCCACGGAAAGCACCCAAGGUAUCUUACGGGCUGGUGCUGGUAUUGUUGUGAGCUACUUUACCCCGGAGUUCUUGGAGUGGCUGAGCUCCUGA
Molecule: messenger RNA, 1119 nt
Organism: Ophidiomyces ophidiicola
Lineage: Eukaryota; Fungi; Ascomycota; Eurotiomycetes; Onygenales; Onygenaceae
Gene: HEM2
Product: Aminolevulinate dehydratase
Exons: 2
Coding region: 1-1119 (372 amino acids)
Biological process (GO): heme biosynthetic process
Cellular component (GO): cytosol
Molecular function (GO): porphobilinogen synthase activity; zinc ion binding
Source: RefSeq, a predicted model, not a curated record